UUUUUUUAUAUUUUACGGCAGUAUCUUAAAGAUUCGUUUUAGUUUGUUUUGUAGUUUUUUACUCUUAUAAAACUGAAGGUUUUCAGCGGCGCACCAACAGUCAAAUUGCAACUACUGAACAAUUCGGUCGGUCGCCCCCGGUUGGUUGAUUUAAAGCGGUUAAUUUGAAAUAAUAAAUUUUCUAAAUAAUAAUAAUAAAAAAUUCUUGGCUAAAACAAGUUGUUUAAAAGUGUUGCUGUCUAAAACAAACGAGAUCCAUAACACUUUUCACACACUUUAAACAGCAAUAGCCUGUGGUUCAAUAACCGUUUUUAUGUGAUUUCCAUAAGAUUAAACAAAAUUUUACAUAUUCAUUCACACUCAUAUAUACUAUUUAUACAUAACAGUAUAAGCAUAUGAUAAACGGCCAACAUUAUAAAUAAUAUUUAUAAUGCAACAGCAUUUGCCGGCAAAGAGCAGUAGUUGCCGCAGAGCAACAUUUUCAAAUCUACUACCGUGUCUAAAAAUUAAUCAUAAUAAACGUAAACAUAAAUGUAGUGGAAACAAUAUUAUGUUUACAUUGGCUUUCAUAAUCGUAGCUACACUCUUGAACUUGUGCAGCGCUGGUGUGCCACACAAUAAUCAUCAUCGUUUUCUAGAAGCGGCACAACGAUCAUCAUCAUCGUUACAAUUGGCUAAACAAUGGAAACUGUUUUCGUAUAACUUCCUGUCGCAUGCCCCCGUGAAUGAUAUGAAUUUCUUUAAUCCAUCAAAUAUCUUGGCAACUGGUCUUGUUAUAACGGAGGAUCGUUUCUUUAUUGCCACACCAAAGUUAUUCUCUGGUGUACCAUCAACAUUGAAUUGGAUUUCAAGAUCAGACUAUGAAGAUUCACCGGUUUUACAGGCCUAUCCCGACUGGUCUUUCGCCACUACCGGACGUACCGAUUUCAAUUGCAGUGAUUUAGUUUUAAUUUCCGUCUAUCGUCUUCGUUUAGAUUCCUGUAAUCGUUUAUGGGUUCUAGAUGCUGGUAUCUCACGUUCCCUCGAAGAUUACGAAAAGACUUGUCCACCGAAAAUAUUAGUCUUCGAUUUAAAAACCAAUCAAGUGGUAAGGCGCAUAGAUUUUCCUCAAGGUGUGUUGAGAGGCGAAUCUCUAUUUACCAAUUUGAUUAUAGAUGAAACCACCGCUAAGGCGGGAACUUGUGAUGAUGUUUUUGUUUAUAUAUCGGAUACCGUAGAACCAGGUAUUGUGGUCUAUGACAGUAUACGUGAUACAACCUGGAGAGUUUCCCAUCCGGCCAUGUAUCCAGAUCCUGAUUUUGCACAAGCUGAGAUACUCAAUGAUCGUUUUGUAUUAAUGGAUGGCAUAGUGGGUAUAACAUUUGAUGCCAAAAAGGGAUUAAUUUAUUUCCAGCCUUUCGCCACUGACAGAAUUUUUUCCGUUACCCGUGAAGUUUUAAGAGCUGGACCCAUUGCCAUUAACCAAGUUCUGCCCGUAAAGUUGGUGGGUAAGAAAUCAUCACAAGGUAUUGGUAUAGCAGUAACAGAUGAUGGCACAUUAAUCUUUGGUCCUUCGACUGAAACUGCUAUAGCUACCUGGAAUCCUAAUACAAAUGAACAACAUAUUUUGGCUCAAGAUAAAGAUCAUUUACAAUUCCUUUCCGACAUUACUCUGUCACCACAUGAUCCUGGUUAUGUUUAUGCUAUAGCUUCUAAAUUCCAUAGAUUCUUUUUGAAAAAUCUCAAUGUGGAGGAAGUAAAUAAUCGUAUUAUUAGAAUACCCUUACCAGGCUAUGCACCCACCCUGCCCGCUAUACAGCCUUCGCCAUAUGCUCUUAAACCUUAUAGCAUACAAAGUAAUCUCAAUACCUAUUACCAGCUGACCAACUCCCUACAGCCGAAAUUAACCAAUGCAGCUACAUAUUUUAAUAGACCGGCUGCCAGCAGUAGUCAUCCUUACAGUUUUGAAAAUGCUGGCAUUAUCAAUUAUUCCGUUAAGAAUCCUUUUACCGCCCUCAAUCAGGGAGAAACAUUCCCUCCCCGUAAAGAACUGCGCAAUCAGGAUAAAUAUUCAUUUCUGGAAAGUUUAGCAACAAUACCUUCAGCAGGACGUGCGUUGCCACCAGAUCCCUCUUCAUUAUUAAAUCUACAUCCUAAUGGUGCCUCAGAUUAUUAUUAUUCCCGUCCGGCACGCAGUGCUAAUAAAGAAACAGAAAAUGUAAGUGAUCCGCAAAAAAAGUAAUAGAGGAAGAAUAGUGUUUUUCUGUAUGUUUCUUCAUUUAGUUUCUGUUUCUGGAGUGUAAAUUUAUUUUUGGCAUAGUGUGUGUAGUAACUAAAGUGCAAUUUGGAGUGUAAAUUUAUUUUUGGCAUAGAGUGUAGUAACUAAAGUGCAAUUAUAUAUACGUAAAUACAAAACAUAUUUUUUGUUAAAUUAAGUGAAAAUAUUUGCAUAUUUUAAGGCAGUUGUUAUUGAGAAAAAAGUACGAAAAUACAAAACGAUAUGUAAAUAUUUUAUGUACGAUGUAAGUGUGUGUAAAUAAAUUAUUUAGAAAUAAAAAUAUUUUUU
Molecule: messenger RNA, 2545 nt
Organism: Lucilia sericata (common green bottle fly)
Lineage: Eukaryota; Metazoa; Arthropoda; Insecta; Diptera; Calliphoridae
Product: major royal jelly protein 1
Exons: 5
Coding region: 431-2221 (596 amino acids)
Cellular component (GO): extracellular region
Source: RefSeq, a predicted model, not a curated record